This is a messenger RNA of Hibiscus syriacus, 822 nucleotides long. Its product is annotated as probable ribose-5-phosphate isomerase 3, chloroplastic. Gene Ontology annotation, biological process: pentose-phosphate shunt, non-oxidative branch. NCBI's taxonomy places the organism in Eukaryota, Viridiplantae, Streptophyta, Magnoliopsida, Malvales, Malvaceae. Gene Ontology annotation, molecular function: ribose-5-phosphate isomerase activity. The record is from RefSeq and is a predicted model, not a curated record.
CCGACGCGCCCCAACCCAGAAACCAUUCUCCGUUAGGUCCCAAGCCGCCCAGGUGCUUUCCCAAGAUGAGCUCAAGAAACUCGCGGCCGACAAGGCAGUCGAGUCAGUCAAGUCCGGCAUGAUCCUCGGCCUUGGAACAGGUUCAACGGCAGCUUUCGUGGUCGACAAACUAGGCCAACUCCUCCACGGCCAACUUUCCAACAUCAUAGGAAUCCCAACCUCGAAAAGAACACAAGAACAAGCUGCAUCGCUCAACAUUCCCUUAUCAACCCUGGACUCUCAUCCCCACAUUGACCUCGCCAUUGACGGCGCCGAUGAAGUCGAUCCCAACCUCGACCUGGUUAAAGGCCGAGGAGGUGCACUUUUGCGUGAGAAAAUGGUUGAAGCAGCUUCGUCUUCGUUUAUCGUCGUAGCCGAUGAUAGCAAGCUUGUUUCGGGGCUCGGAGGGAGCGGUUUAGCCAUGCCUGUUGAAGUCGUGCAAUUCUGCUGGAAAUACAAUCUGGUUAGACUCCAAGGGCUGUUUAAAGAACUGGGUUGUGAAGCAAAGUUGAGGUUAGAUGGAAGUGAAAAGCCUUAUGUGACUGAUAAUGGGAACUACAUUGUGGAUUUAUAUUUCCAGAAUCCGAUUAAAGAUGGGUUUGGAGCUGGGAAAGAGAUUUCUGCCUUGGAAGGUGUAGUGGAACAUGGGUUGUUUCUGGGGAUGGCUACCUCUGUUAUCAUUGCUGGGAAAACUGGUGUUGAGAUCAUGACCAAGUGAUUUGUAUAGGUAGAGAUCUCUGGGUAAUUUGUUGCAAAAUGUUGAAUAAUCGUGGGGGAUUUUGG